CAGAGAAGUGCUUCCAUGGCUCCACCAUCGAUCUUCGUCUUCCUGGUUUUAGCUCUGGUUGCCUCUGUCUGCGGAUCUAACACCUUGUCCGAUUAUAAUCCGAUCAGGCAAGUCGUGUCGGACCGGUUGAUCGAGCUGGAGAGCUCGAUUGUCUCAGUCAUAGGCUCCACGCGUGACGCACUCUCUUUCGCUCGCUUCGCUCACAGGUACGAGAAGAUAUAUGAGAGUACUGAGGAGAUCAAUCAGCGUUUUGGUGUGUUUAAGGAGAAUUUGAGGACGAUCAGAUCUCAUAACACGAAAAGACAUCUAUAUAAGCUUGGUGUUAAUGAAUUUGCUGAUAUGACAUGGGAUGAGUUUCGUCAACACAGACUGGGAGCUGCUCAAAACUGCUCUGCUACCUUAAAAGGCAAUCUCAAGAUCACAAGCGCCGCCAUCGUCCCAGAGACGAAAGACUGGAGGGAAGAUGGCAUAAUUACUCCUGUGAAGAAUCAAGGCAGUUGUGGAUCUUGUUGGACUUUUAGCACUACUGGAGCCUUAGAAGCAGCUUAUGCUCAAGCAUUCGGGAAGAAUAUUUCCCUAUCCGAGCAGCAACUUGUGGAUUGUGCUGGAGCUUUUAACAAUUUUGGUUGCCAUGGUGGGUUGCCAUCACAAGCCUUUGAGUAUAUCAAAUACAAUGGUGGGCUUGAUACAGCGGAAGCAUAUCCAUACACUGGAAAAGAUGCUGCAUGCAAUUUCUCUUCAGACAAUGUCGGUGUACAAGUCUUUGACUCUGUUAAUAUCACCUUGGGUGCUGAAGAUGAGCUAAAAUAUGCAGUUGGACUAGUUAGACCAGUUAGCAUUGCGUAUGAGGUGGUGCCUGAUUUCAUGUUGUAUAAAGGUGGUGUUUACACAAGCACCGUUUGUGGGAAAGAUCCCAAUGAUGUGAACCAUGCUGUUCUGGCAGUGGGCUAUGGAGUGGAAAAUGGAACUCCUUAUUGGCUCAUUAAGAACUCAUGGGGAGAACGCUGGGGUGACAAUGGGUACUUCGAAAUGGAGAUGGGAAAGAACAUGUGUGGUAUUGCAACUUGUGCUUCGUACCCUAUCGUUGCUUGAGUGAUUGUUACCCUUGCGAUUUGUGUAGCUCUUUGGAUGGCAUGAGAAUGCGAUCUAUGUUGAACGUGUCAAUCUCAUUAAUGUGUAAUAUAUACUUCUUCAACUUGUGUAUAUCUAUACCAAAGAAAAUGAUUGACCUACUAGGUGAUUUAGUGUAAGGCAUAUCAGCAUAUGGACAACAUUCUUGUAAAUUCUCUUCUAACAUGCCCUAAUUUAUGUUGUGGGAAUGUGUUCUUGUUUGGUUGAUACUACGUAAACUGUAUAUUAGUUCUAUGCUCUACUCGGGCACCUAGAUUGACUGUAAACUGUAUUAGGUGAUGUGUUUGUUGGACGGCAGAAAAGAAAGUGUGGGAGCAUUUUCUCAAAACUAAUGAUGAAUAUAUUGUUCCGUCAUAUUCAC
This is a messenger RNA of Cuscuta europaea, 1492 nucleotides long. The record is from the annotation of a GenBank genome assembly. NCBI's taxonomy places the organism in Eukaryota, Viridiplantae, Streptophyta, Magnoliopsida, Solanales, Convolvulaceae.